Molecule: messenger RNA, 1448 nt
Organism: Helianthus annuus (common sunflower)
Lineage: Eukaryota; Viridiplantae; Streptophyta; Magnoliopsida; Asterales; Asteraceae
Product: RGG repeats nuclear RNA binding protein A
Exons: 7
Coding region: 211-1278 (355 amino acids)
Cellular component (GO): nucleus; cytoplasm
Molecular function (GO): RNA binding
Source: RefSeq, a predicted model, not a curated record
GUUCCAAUCCCAUUAUUCCACCCACUCUUAUCUCUCCCAACAACACUUACAUUGCGGCUAGGGUUUCAACUUUCAAGAUUCUUCAACCUCUGUUGGGUAAUCAAUCUUAAUCAAACAUGACCAUCACAAUUUGCAAUUAGGGCUCUUAUCUGUUGCAAAGAUUCAAACUUUUCACCAAAGGGUUCUUUCUUAGUGCAAUAAAGACAAGAAAUGGCCACUAUGAACCCUUUUGAUUUGCUUGGUGAUGAUGAUAAUGAUGACCCAGAACAGCUUGUGCAAAAGAUUGUUGCAGCACCGGCUAAUAAAGCCCCAGCUGCAGCUCCAGCCGGUAAAGCCACUGCUCAGCCGGCUAAGCUUCCCUCUAAGCCUCUUCCUCCAGCUCAAGCCGUGAGAGAAGCCAGAAAUGAAGGUGGGCGUGGCGGGCGUGGUGGUCGUGGGUACGGUCGUGGUGGGCGUGGAAGUGGUGGAUACAAUAGAGAUUCGGCCAACAAUGAGGGUUCGUUUGGUAACCGUGGUAUCGAAGAGUCUGAUGGAAAGUCUUCUGAGAGACGUGGUGGUGGUUAUGGUGGUCCUCGUGGCGGUUUUCGCGGUGAGCGUCGUGUGUCUUUUGCUAAUGGUGAUGGUGGUGAGGAUGGAGAACGUCCACGUAGGACAUAUGAACGUCAUAGCGGCACAGGGCGUGGGAAUGAAUUCAAGCGCGAGGGAGCGGGCCGUGGGAACUGGGGAACUCAGGCUGAUGAAAUCAAACAGGAGAUUCAAGAAGAGGUGGUUGAAAACGAGAAAAACGUGGCGUCUGAUAAGCCCGAACCCGAGGAAGACACAGCUGAUGUGAAAAACGACACGGCUAAUGAACGUGUCGAGGAGCCUGAGAAUAAGGAAAUGACGCUUGAAGAAUACCAGAAGGUUCUAGAAGAGAAGCGGAAAGCUCUGGAAGCACUCAAGACCGAAGAACGGAAGGUGGAAGUUGACAAGGAGCUUGCAUCCAUGCAGCAACUCUCAAACAAGAAAACUAAUGAUGACAUUUUUGUCAAAUUGGGUUCUGAUAAAGAUAAACGUAAAGAGAUUGCUGAAAAAGAAGAACGCGCUAAGAAGUCACUCAGCAUCAACGAGUUUUUGAAACCUGCCGAAGGUGAAAGGUAUUACUCCCCAGGCGGCCGUGGGCGUGGGCGUGGCAAUAGAGGCGGUGGUCGUUUUAACCAAGGCGGUGGUUCAAGCUAUGCACACGAAGCUCCCAAAAUCGAGGAUCCUAGUCACUUCCCAACUUUAGGCGGCAAGUGAGAAACUCGCCUUUUAAAGUUUUUAGAGAUUUGGAGCAUAUGAAGGCCAGUUAAUUUGUAUGUUUGAGACACAUGUUUCUCAGUUUUGUUUUGAAAUAGAUGAAUGACAAUUUUUAGUUCUUUAUGUUUGUAUGGUUUACUUGAUUUAACUAAGUUUAUUAUGUGAGCUAA